This is a messenger RNA of Drosophila hydei, 3098 nucleotides long. It is a transcript of the gene Saf-B, whose product is annotated as SAFB-like transcription modulator. NCBI's taxonomy places the organism in Eukaryota, Metazoa, Arthropoda, Insecta, Diptera, Drosophilidae. Gene Ontology annotation, cellular component: nucleus. Bases 112 to 3015 code for a protein of 967 amino acids. The record is from RefSeq and is a predicted model, not a curated record. The transcript is spliced from 9 exons. Gene Ontology annotation, biological process: regulation of mRNA processing; regulation of transcription by RNA polymerase II. Gene Ontology annotation, molecular function: RNA binding; sequence-specific DNA binding.
AAGCACACAUUGUAAAAGUGAGGAAAUUCUUAAAUUUAUUUCUAAAUAUAUUGGGGAGUUGUUUAUAAGUACCGGUUGUUGUAUUAUCGCUGUGCAUAAGAAUUAACUAAGAUGCCAGAGAUCGGCAAGAAAAUUGGUGAAUUACGAGUCUGUGAUUUGAAAGAUGAGCUUGAAAAGCGAAAGCUAGAGACUGUGGGUCCAAAGGCUGUGCUUAUCGAGCGUCUUGAAAGGGCACUAAAAGAAGAGGGCGUCGAUCCCAACACACAUUUGAUUGAAUCUGCUGUUAAGGCAAAGAAGUCAUUGCCGAUACCAAUGAAGGAUACAACUGAUGUUCUAAUUAAGGCAGAACCAGUCGAUACUGAAGAAGGAAACCAAGCACCGGGUGAAUACGAUGGAAGUGGUGAUGGGGAAGACAGUGCCCAUCACGCAGUUGAUGACGGGCACGAAAUAGACCAAGUGGGCGAUGUUGACGAUGUAUGUGUCAUAUUAGAUGAUGAUGAAGAGGAUGUAGAAACGUACGCCCAGGAGAAAAAUGACAAUGAAGCGACCCAUGAAGCAGACGUACCAGAAGACGGCGAAGGUGAGCCUGCCGGUUUCGAAGAGAUGCAGGAAGAGAAUACAGGAGACACUGUAAACAUGGACAAUGAUGAGUCCAUUAACUUGACAAUUGGUGAAGAAGAACAAAAACUAUUACAUGAUGAGGCCCCUGACGAUAAGUCUAUUAAGUCGGUAAAACCGGCAAAUAAAACUGAUAAAUUGAGCACAAUUGCUAAGGACGGUGAUAAAAAGAUUCACAAGGAUGAUGAGGGAGCUCGUUCAAAGAAGAAGGAUGAUAAAUGUACUGAUAAAAAGGAUUCUAGCGACCAAAAAUCGGCUUCGAAAUCGUCGAAUCAAAAAGACGAUAAAGAGAAAACAUCGACAACAGCAGCGGGUACAGCAUCGGCAUCAUUGGGUGCCGCUGCCAACAAGUCGGGAUCAGCCGGAGGUACAGGCGCAGCUGGUGCUUCGACCAGUGCUGCUGGCAAGCAGGCUUUGCUGUCACGUAAUCUCUGGGUAUCCGGUUUGUCUACUUUAACGCGCGCUAGCGACUUGAAGGCCAUUUUCUCGAAGUUCGGCAAGGUGAUCGGAGCUAAGGUGGUCACCAAUACCCGUACUCCUGGCACACGGUGUUACGGCUACGUAACCAUGUCGUCAUCCGGAGAUGCUUCGCGCUGCAUUGAGAACUUACAUCGUACGGAGCUGCACGGCCGAAUUAUAUCAGUGGAACGCACCAAGAACGAAAUUGGAGGCAGCGCAAGUUCAUCCAAAGAUGUUAAUAACAAGGGUAAUAACAAGACGAACAGCAAGUCCAGCAUUGAAUCGAAGAAGAAGGAUGAUGAUAAGAAGUCUGGCGCCAAGGGUAACGGGGGUGAAGACAAGAAGAGCAGUGACGUCAGUGGGGACGGUAAAAAUGCAGGCGGGGAAUCUAGCAAUAAACGCGAUGGCAAAGACAAGGACCGCAACAGCAAGACAUCACGUGAUGACAAGGACAAGUCAUCAACAGGAAAUGACAAGCGCCAUGAGCGUGAUCACCGCUCUGGCACGGGUCACAAAUCUCAGCACCGUGGUGAAUCUAAUGAGCGUCGAUCGGCCCGCCAACCACGAGAUGACCGUGAAAUUCAACAGCGUCAACGUGAACGUGAGCGACGCCAACGUGAGAUGCUGUCCUAUCAGAAGAUUCGUGAAGAGCGGGAACGCCAGCGUUUGCGUGAACGAGAGCGUGAGCUACGCGAGGAGGAGCGACGUCGGCGCGAAGCACGUGAACGCCAGCGCAUUGAGGAGGAACGCCUGGCCGAAGAAAGACGCAAGCUGGCCAUCGAGCGGGAGCGCCUUGAGCGUGAGAAGGCUGAACUGCUGCGCAUGGAACGGGAGCGUCAGAAGCUGGAGCGUGAGAAAAUCGAGCUGGAGCGCCUCGAAUUGAAGCGUCAACAGAUGAAGAUUAUGGAAUCACGUGAUGAUCCAGUUAAGCGUUCGCUAAGCAAGCGGGCUGAUGAUCGCUAUACCGAUGUUUCGGACCGCAAGCGUUCCGCGGUCUUUGAUGCCCCACCACCGCCACGCUUUGAUGCAUCUUUGGUUAGCUCACGCAACACCAGUACUUAUGACAAGAAGCAUGAUGAUUAUGGUACUUCAUCGGGCUCCAAGCGUGGACUUGAUGACUACUCAAGCUCCAAACGCCUUGAAUAUUCCUCAAAUAAACGUGGCGAAUAUGGCAGUUCCACUGGCACCAAGCGUGGUGCCAUUGAUGAAUAUACUGCGGUGCCUAGCAAGCGUUCUGGCAAUGAUUAUGGUUCAAGCUCCAAGCAUGAUUACUCGUCGUCCACUACCAGCAAGCGUGAAGAUUACAAACGCGAGGUGGAGGUACGCCAUUUGCCAGUUUCGUCAGGUGGUGUUAGCACUGGUGGCUCUAGUAGUUCUUACGUUCACAAGAGCAACACGGGCGGCGGUGCCGGCUCAUAUGUGCACAAGAACAACACUAGUAAUGUUACCGCAUCCUAUGGUCACAAGAACAACACAAGUGGUGGGACUGGCGGUGGUAGCGGUCGGUACAAUGAUGCCGAUCGUAGCAAUACAUCUAAUUACAGACGUGGCGGCGUUGACGACAUGUCACAUAGUAACAAGCGCUAUGAUAACUCGACCAGUGGUGGAGCAACCAGUGGAUAUGGCAGCAACUCGAACAACGUUAACAUAUGGGCACCAUCCAGCGGUGGCAGUGGCAGCGCUCAUCUGGGGGGUGGUGGAGGACCAUUGAAAUCUUAUGGCAACAAUGGAAUGUCAUCAAACAUGCAUGGAAAUAAUUCGUGGCAAAAGUCGGCCACUAUCGAUGACAGCUGGCGUCCAAUGCAGACACAGAGCCGUUUUGACCGUAGUUACAACGAACGCUCCAGUGGCUAUCAAGGCAACAGCGGAGCUGGUGGAAUGUACGGUGGCAGUCGCCCAGCACAAGACCGCUAUGGCGGCCAGGUGACGCGCUAUUAGAUUGAUCUGCAAGCACACACAUUUUAUGAGCCAAUUGAAGAUCUUUUACGCACUAUCCCAACAAACUUGAUGAUUUUUCCUGU